AACAAACGACUGGCGCAUAUACCGCGAAUAAAUUGGUGGAAGAGCAGUAAGAAAUAUGGCGUAAAAAUUUUGGUGGCCUGUUUUAAUCCUCAAAAAUAUAUAUAGAUAUAUACAUACGUGUGUUACAUUGAUAUUUUUUACUAUUAUUUCAAUGUUAAUUUUCAACGUUUACCUGAGUAUACUAAACAGACAUCAACAUCGUGGUCGUUCUAUUUUUCAAUAGAACUUUAGUACAAGUGACUCGACAAGACACAAGUUGGAUAUAAUUCAGAGAAAAUAAAAGAAUAUAAAUUUGAAGAAAAGAAAUUUCGUUUAGCACAAUGAGUGUCGAUGCUUAUGGACCCAGCAGUCAAACUUUAACAUUUUUGGAUACUGAAGAAGCUGAUUUAAUCGGUGCUGAUACGCAAGGAAGUGAAUUCGAUUUCACUGACUUUACUUUACCAUCUCCAAGUCAAACUCAAGCUUCACAACAUGAUGUGGUACAAAACCCACAAAGUCAAAAUGUUCAGAUUAAUGGUACUAAUGGAAGCUCUGCGUUAGACCUAAAAAUAUCUGGAGCAGCACAAAAUUUAGCUGAGCUUCAGUUUGAAGAAGAAGAAGAGGAAGCUUAUUACAAUCGUGAUUUACCCGAACAUGCAUGCAAGUAUUGCGGUAUCCAUGAAGCAUCUUGUGUUGUUAUGUGUAAUGUAUGCAGAAAAUGGUUCUGCAACGGACGAGGAAAUACUUCUGGAUCUCAUAUCAUCAAUCAUUUAGUAAGAGCUAAACACAAGGAAGUGACAUUGCACAGAGACGGACCCUUGGGUGAAACUGUCCUGGAAUGUUACUCUUGUGCUGUUAGAAAUGUUUUCGUUCUUGGAUUCAUUCCAGCAAAAGCUGAUUCCGUGGUUGUGUUGCUCUGUAGACAGCCAUGUGCUGCUCAAAGCUCACUGAAAGACAUGAAUUGGGAUCAAGAACAAUGGAAACCUUUGAUAGAAGAUCGUAGUUUUCUUGCAUGGCUUGUAAAAAUUCCAUCUGAGCAAGAGCAACUUCGUGCUCGUCAAAUUUCUGCACAACAAAUAAACAAGCUUGAAGAAUUAUGGCGUGAUAAUGUUGAUGCUACGUUUCAAGAUCUAGAAAAGCCUGGUGUGGAUGAAGAACCUCAGCAAGUUUUACUGCGCUAUGAAGACGGUUAUCAAUAUCAGAAUAUUUUUGGACCACUAGUGAAGCUUGAAGCUGAUUACGAUAAACGCUUGAAAGAAUCUCAAACGCAAGAAAAUAUCGAAGUACGUUGGGAUGUUGGUUUAAAUAAAAAAACAAUCGCAUAUUUCAUGCUGGCAAAAACUGACGGAGAUAUGAAAGUAAUGCACGGCGAUGAAUUAAGACUUCGAUAUCUUGGAGAGUUGCAUAAACUUUGGUCUGGUAUCGGUCAUGUCAUAAAGAUUCCAGAUAACUAUGGUGAAGAAGUUGGAAUUGAGUUAAAAAAUAACUCUGGUGCUCCAACUGAGUGUGUAAGUAAUUUUGUGGUGGAUUUCAUUUGGAAAAGUACAAGUUUUGAUCGUAUGCAACUGGCAUUGAGAAAAUUUGCCGUUGACGAUACAUCAGUAUCAGCUUAUAUCUAUCAUCGUUUACUGGGUCAUGAAGUUGAAGAAGUUUUAUUCCGCUGUCAUUUACCUAAACACUUCAGUGCUCCAAAUCUUCCAGAUUUAAAUCGAUCUCAAGUUUAUGCAGUUAAACAUGCAAUUCAAAGACCACUAUCUUUAAUUCAAGGACCUCCUGGAACUGGUAAAACUGUAACAAGUGCUACGAUCGUUUAUCAGUUAGUAAAGCAAAAUGGUGGUCCAGUUUUAGUAUGCGCACCAUCGAAUACUGCAGUAGAUCAAUUGACAGAAAAAAUCCAUAAGUCGAAUUUAAAAGUUAUAAGACUCUGUGCUAAAUCUAGAGAAGCUAUAGAUUCACCAGUAAGUUUCUUAGCACUUCACAAUCAAAUAAAGAAUAUGGAAACCAAUACAGAACUUCAAAAACUUCAACAAUUGAAAGAUGAAACGGGUGAACUGUCAUCCGCCGAUGAAAAGAGAUACAGAUUAUUGAAGAAGGCUGCGGAAAAAGAACUUUUAGAAGCAGCUGAUGUUAUUUGUUGCACCUGUGUUGGUGCCGGUGAUCCAAGACUACAUAGAUUAAAAUUCCAUUCUAUCUUAAUCGAUGAAAGCAUGCAAGCAACUGAGCCAGAAUGCAUGGUACCAGUUGUUUUGGGUGCUAAACAAUUAAUUUUAGUUGGAGAUCACUGCCAAUUAGGGCCAGUUGUUAUGUAUAAAAAAGCAGCAAGAGCUGGAUUAUCUCAAUCGUUGUUUGAAAGGCUUGUUGUAUUGGGAAUAAGACCAUUUAGGCUAGAAGUUCAAUAUAGAAUGCAUCCUGAUUUAUCAAGAUUCCCUUCAAAUUUCUUUUACGAAGGUUCUCUACAAAAUGGUGUUUGCGCUGAUGAACGCAAAUUAUUGAAAAUUGAUUUCCCAUGGCCUGUACCUGAUAAACCUAUGUUCUUUUAUGUUACUCAAGGCCAAGAGGAAAUUGCAGGUAGUGGAACUUCGUAUUUAAAUAGAACAGAAGCAUCGAACGUUGAAAAAAUAACCACAAGAUUCCUUAGAUGUGGGGUAAAACCAGAACAGAUCGGAGUUAUUACUCCAUAUGAAGGCCAAAGGGCUUAUUUAGUACAAUAUAUGCAAUAUCAAGGAUCUCUUCAUCAGAAAUUAUAUCAAGAAAUAGAAGUUGCAAGUGUUGACGCUUUUCAGGGUAGAGAAAAGGAUAUAAUAAUAAUGUCUUGUGUACGAUCUAAUGAACAUCAAGGUAUUGGAUUUUUAAAUGACCCAAGGCGAUUGAAUGUAGCAUUGACACGUGCUAAAUACGGAAUUAUUAUUGUUGGAAAUCCGAAAGUUCUGUCUAAGCAACCUCUUUGGAAUCAUUUGCUAAAUUUCUAUAAAGAACAGAAAGUUUUGGUUGAAGGUCCAUUAAAUAAUUUGAAAGAGUCAAUGAUUCAGUUUGCAAAACCGAAAAAAUUAGUUAACUCAGCUAAUCCUGGAUCACACUUCAUGUCUACGUCUAUGUAUGAUGCUCGAGAAGCUCUUAUACCUGGAUCUGUUUAUGAUAGAUCAGGGAACCAAAUAAAUGGCAAUCAGAAUCAUAAUCCUUAUUAUCAAAGAAACGUUCCUUUAGAUAUGUUUAGCAGAACUCAUGAUACUAUUAGCUAUAUCAGUCCCGAAAGGGCUCAAGCUGCAAUGAAUAAUGUUCCUGUACCUGUAGGGAUGUUUAUGAAUAUGGCACACGUUCCUCCACGAUUCUACAAUCAACACCAGCAAGCUCUAGCUGCUAGACAAAAUCAGAGAAGUCGAAGACAAACUGGAAUUAAAAAGGUAACACCCAGAUUGGGUAAGUUUAGUCAGUCGGAGCAAAACACACAACCUUAUAGCCAACCAGGGUUACCUUUGACUCAAGGAACUACCCAAGGUAUGUCUCAACCAGGCUUUAGUUUAUCUCAGCCAGGAUUGAGUCAAGCAGAAUUAUCUCAAGAUUCAUUUGCUGUUGGUGAUUUCCAAUCCCAAAUGGAUGGAUUAUUAUCACAAGAUUCGAAUUAUCAUGCCGAUCGAAGCGGAUUUUAUCAAGGAGGACAAUCACAACCUGGAGGACAAUUUUCCCAACCCUACUGAGGUCGUUUAAGGAAGGCUAAGCAACGCAUUUGCCAUGCAAUGUCGCGGGAGCGACUGAGAAGGCUCGUUUGAAAAAUUCUUCUUCAAUAAAAAUGAAUUUAAACAUCACUAACUGAUGCUAGAGAACGGUACAAUGUUACGGCAACUAUCAGGAAUGAAGAUUGAUAAUUUUUCGAUCGAGAUGAUUGAAUAUUUCAUGGUCAAACUUGAACGAUUAUGAUAAUUGUGAGUUUAUGUGGAUGAUUUUUUAAAGAGAUGGAUGAUAGACAGCCGUUACCGUGUGAGCGAUAACUUUAAACGAACAUCAGAAAGUAAGAAAAUUGAAUUAAAAACUACAAACGGUUUAUAACAACUUUAAAUAAUCGAUAAUGAUUAUCGAUGAUCGAAGGAGAAAUUGUAAUUCACUGGUUUACAAACUUGGAAUCAUCUUUAACGAUAUCAUGACGAAUCUGACAACAUAUUGUGAUUGAAAAUUUAUCAUUAUUGCUAGAUUUCGUGGUGUUAUUUUACAAAAAAAUAUUUUCUUUCAUUUAUCCGAGGAAUAGUUUCAAUUAUGAAUAAAUUUUUGGUUUGAAUAUGAAAAAAAAUUAUCAAUAUCAGUUAUUUGAUUAGUUAGUGAAUGACAAGCUGUUAAGGUUUGUGAUGGUAUUGAAAAAUGCUAAAUACUAGUGAAUUCAUCACGUGAUCCAAGUAAUGAAUAUCAACUUAGAGUAUCCUUCGAUAAUCAUUACUUCAAAUAAAUUUAAAUUACUUUGAUUCUAUUAUGGUUAUCUUUAUUGUUACUAUAGUUAACAUUUUAGAUAUCAUUUAUUAUAACAAUGUAUAAUUAUAAUUACUUUGUUAAUUAAUUGGUUGUAGAGUUUCAUUAAGAUGACGGAGUAAAAAAAAAAAUUUCUUCAUAAGGGUACUUUUUUUUUUUUUUAAUAAUAAUAAAGUGAUGACGUAUCAAAAAAUGUUGGAGAGCACAAUAGAUAGUAGUUUCAUAUUUUAUUUUCAACCAAUCGUUUUUUUUUUUGUAUAAAGUUUAAAAAAUAC
This is a messenger RNA of Chelonus insularis, 4709 nucleotides long. It is a transcript of the gene Upf1, whose product is annotated as Upf1 RNA helicase. Gene Ontology annotation, biological process: nuclear-transcribed mRNA catabolic process, nonsense-mediated decay. Gene Ontology annotation, molecular function: zinc ion binding; RNA helicase activity; RNA binding. The record is from RefSeq and is a predicted model, not a curated record. The transcript is spliced from 5 exons. NCBI's taxonomy places the organism in Eukaryota, Metazoa, Arthropoda, Insecta, Hymenoptera, Braconidae. Gene Ontology annotation, cellular component: cytoplasm. Bases 321 to 3674 code for a protein of 1117 amino acids.